Talaromyces atroroseus is the source of this 1110-nucleotide messenger RNA. RefSeq names its product enoyl-reductase-like protein. The coding region runs from base 1 to 1110 and encodes 369 amino acids. Lineage: Eukaryota; Fungi; Ascomycota; Eurotiomycetes; Eurotiales; Trichocomaceae. The transcript has a single exon. The record is from RefSeq and is a predicted model, not a curated record. Gene Ontology annotation, molecular function: oxidoreductase activity, acting on NAD(P)H.
AUGCCUUCCAACCGUGCUGCCUACCAACCAGGGCAAAAAGCGCCCUCCCUCGAGGUCAGGGAUGCUCCCUACAAGCCCGCUGAUGCCGACAAGAUCAUUAUCAAGAAUGGCGCCGUCGCCAUCAACCCAAUUGACUGGCUCAUCCAGGCCCGAGGCGACAUCAUGUUCACGCACCUUGCCUACCCAUUCGUUCUUGGUUCCGACGUCUCCGGUGAAGUCGUCGAGGUUGGCAAGGACGUUAAACGCUUCAAUGUUGGAGACCGCGUCGUCGGUUUUACCCGUGGAAGCGACCCUAAGAUCAACGACCCGGCCGAGGGUGGCUUCCAGGACUACGUUAUGCUCCGACCCAACAUGGUCUCCCACAUCCCCGACCACAUGUCGUACGAAGAAGCCGCUGUCAUUCCUCUCGGUAUUGCUACUGCUGCCGCCGGCCUUUUUGAGAAAACUGAAUUGGGGCUCGACUUGCCCUCUGAGCCCGCCAAGCCCGCCAACGGCAAGACUGUUUUGAUCUGGGGUGGUUCGACCAGCGUUGGUGUCAAUGCCAUCCAGCUUGCUGCUGCUGCUGGAUACGAAGUCUUUACUACUGCCUCUCCCAAAAACCAUGAAUAUCUGAAGUCUCUCGGUGCUAGCCAGGUUUUUGACUACAAGAGCCCUUCCGUUGUUGCCCAGAUGGUCAAGGCCUUGAAAGGCAAGACUACAGCCGGUGCUUUGUCUAUCGGCCAGGGUGCCGCUGAGAAGUUGAUGGAAAUUCUGGACAAGUCUCAGGGUAACAAAUUUGUCGCCAUGGCCACCUUUCCCGUGCCCCAGAAGGAACCUCAGAGUCUCAUCUUCUUGCGCACCGUUAUCUUUUUCGUCUCCUGGAUGAUCUCUUAUAAGGUCAAGGGCAUGUUCAAGGGCAUCAAGUCCAACCUCCUCAACGCCGGUAUGAUCACCAACAGCGAAGUCGGCCGUGGUAUCUUCAUUGAUUACCUCCCCAAGGCUCUUGCCGCUGGCACUUUUACUCCUGCUCCGAAGGCCGAGGUCGUUGCUAAGGGUCUGGAGCACAUCCAGGAGGCUCUUGACAUCCAAAAAAAGGGUGUCUCUGCCUCUAAAAUCGUUGUCAAGCUGUAA